CGGAAACAUCGAAAUAUUUUUUCGUGGUGAAUAUAGUACAGGAAUACUUCAUAUGACUCGUUAUCAUUUGAUUUUUUCAGGCAAUAAGCCUUUUCGUGAGAUUUGGAUUGGAUAUCCUAUGGUUGAAAGAGUGGAAAAAAAGAGAUUUUAUGGGUCUAAAACAUCUUUAUAUAUAUAUUGCCGUGAUUUUAGAUUUAUUACGUUUUAUUUUUUUAGUGAAUAUGAUGCACAAGCAAUUUAUGAGAGGAUUCAGAAAUAUACAUAUAUGGGUAGAAUAGAUGAUAGUUGAUAAAAAAAGAUAAAUAAAAUGACUGUAUUAGUGUCUAUUCGUGAUGUCUAUGCAUUCGUUUAUAAGCCUGGAAAAGCAGAAGCUUCGUUUAAUGGAUGGACACUUUAUCAGCCAAUUAAGGAAUUUGAACGACAAGGAGUUGGUAUUCGGACAAAAGAAUGGCGUAUAACAAAUAUUAAUAAGAAUUAUUUGCUUUGUUCUACUUAUCCGUCUAUACUUGUAGUACCGUCAAAAAUAAGUGAUACCGUGAUUUGGUAUGCAUCCAAGUUUAGGUCUAAAGGGAGAUUUCCAGUAUUGACUUAUAUUCAUCCUUCUAAUAAUUGCAGUAUUACAAGAUCAUCUCAACCAAUGGUUGGUAUUAAACACAACCGUUCUUUACAAGACGAAUAUUUGAUUUCAGCUAUAUUUGAAACAACUUCUUCGCAAAAUACUUUAAAAUCUAGUAAAAGCUAUGGGUUAUCUAUGAGAAAUAAUUUAGUUGUUGAUGCACGUCCAACAGCAAAUGCCAUGGUAAAUGUUGCAGUAGGCGCAGGUACGGAGAAUAUGGAAAAUUAUAAAGGAGCAAAGAAAGUGUAUUUGGGAAUAGAUAAUAUUCAUGUUAUGCGCGAUAGUCUUGCACGUGUUAUGGAAGCCUUAAAAAAUUCUAAUAUGGCAUCUUCACCUCCUGAUCCUAAUCUUUUGGUGAAAUCUAAUUGGCUUAAAUAUUUGGCUAUAAUUUUAGAGGGGACUGUUUUUAUAGCACGUGCUAUCCAUAUAGAUUAUUCCCAUGUUCUUAUACAUUGUUCAGAUGGAUGGGACAGAACAAGUCAAUUAAGUUCUCUUGCCCAGUUAUGUCUAGAUCCUUAUUAUCGUACUCUUGAAGGAUUUAUGGUAUUGAUAGAGAAGGAUUGGUUAUCGUUUGGAUAUCGUUUUGCCUCACGUUUAGGUCAUCUUUUUAAUGAAAAAUGUUUUUCUACAUCUAGUAAUUCAUCUUUUUCUUCUAAAAGUGUGACAAGUCAUUUUGUUCAGCAAAUAUUUUCAAGUAUGCAAUCAAAGUUUUUGGAAAUUAAUAAACAUUAUCGAUCUAAAGAUAUAAGUCCAAUAUUCCAUCAGUUUCUUGAUUGUACGUAUCAGAUACUUCAUCAAUUUUCAGAUAGAUUUGAAUUUAAUGAACGUUUUCUUCGAAAACUUUUUUAUCAUACAUAUUCCUGUCAGUAUGGCUCGUUUCUUUAUAACAAUGAAAAGGAAAGAAUAGCUGCAAAUGUACACGAAAAUACUCGGUCUGUUUGGGAUUAUUUUUUAUCUCGUAAAGAAAAGUUUCUUAAUAAUAAUUAUAAUCCUUCCCUUGACCAUGGUUCUUUAUCUAUUAUAUUUCCUGAUACUACAGCUAUUGUUUGGUGGUCUUCUAUUUUUGGUUGUUCUGAAAACGAAAUGAAUAUGCUUCCUCCUCUUUGAGAUUUCUAUUCAAGA
Messenger RNA from Pneumocystis murina B123, 1738 nucleotides. RefSeq lists its product as hypothetical. Lineage: Eukaryota; Fungi; Ascomycota; Pneumocystomycetes; Pneumocystales; Pneumocystaceae. Gene Ontology annotation, molecular function: phosphatase activity. The coding region runs from base 308 to 1723 and encodes 471 amino acids. Gene Ontology annotation, biological process: dephosphorylation. The transcript has 3 exons. The record is from RefSeq and is a predicted model, not a curated record.